Lampris incognitus (smalleye Pacific opah) is the source of this 2980-nucleotide messenger RNA. RefSeq names its product ubiquitin associated protein 1 (gene ubap1). The record is from RefSeq and is a predicted model, not a curated record. Gene Ontology annotation, biological process: ubiquitin-dependent protein catabolic process via the multivesicular body sorting pathway. The transcript has 7 exons. Bases 151 to 1551 code for a protein of 466 amino acids. Lineage: Eukaryota; Metazoa; Chordata; Actinopteri; Lampriformes; Lampridae. Gene Ontology annotation, molecular function: ubiquitin binding. Gene Ontology annotation, cellular component: ESCRT I complex.
CAAAUCAAGAUGGCGUGCCACGAUGAAACAGGAAAGAGAUUUCAAAUUGAAUAAGACCGAUUUAGAGAACAGUUUGAAUACAAGUGUCAUCUUCACAUGACACUAUUUGGCUUUUGGAAGAACAAGACGGAGUAGGUUAAGAGAGACUAAAUGGCUGCGAGGAAGUCUGGGUCAGAUACCUAUAAUAAUGGACCCAUAAGCUACCUUGAUGAUGUUCCCUUCAAGAUUAAUGAUAAGUUUUGCUGCCCAGCGAAAGUGGGGCUGCCUGUUGGCUUCUGCUUGCCCAACUGUGGCUCCAUGCUUGCCGACAUGCAGUAUGAUUUUUCCCUAGAGAAGCGAAGUGUGCGCUGGGGGUUGGAGCUGGCAGAGGCCAGAGCAGCUGAGGCCAGAGCAGAAGAGGCUGCAGCAGCCAGGCAGGAGGACGAGAGAAAGGAGCACGUGGCCCAAGCCCAGGAUAUAGACAGUGAGGGAGGAAAGAGACCCCAGCCAGCUGCAGAGGACCAGGACCCUCCACCCCCAGCACUGAACCCUGUUCUGGCAGGGUUGAGCCAUAAUGCCAUCCUCACCCCACUGCCAGCCCCUAGCCUUGGCCCAAGGAAGAUGCAGCCGAGCACUCCUCAGCUGCACUGCCUUAACCUGGCUGACUUUGAGCGAGAGGAGGACCCCUUUGACAAGAUUGAACUCAAGACUUUGGAUGAUAAGGAAGAGCUCCGCAGCAUCCUUCAGAGCCAGCCACACCCCCAACCACCUCCUCCUGUGUCCCCGCCAGAGGCCACCCAGCUUGGACCAGCUUCAUGCCGCAACAGCCCAUCUCCUCCCAGCACUAACACCAGCCUCUUAGCCAAACCAGGCUUUGCCCAGAAACCCAAUGGCCUUGUUGCUUUGCUAGAUAUGAACAGAGCUGGGAGUCCUAUAAGAGGAGGGCUAGACACAGACGAUCGGCCCUGCAACAUCCGCUCUCUUAGCUUCCCCAAGCUGUCGGAUCCUGGUGACUCUGCCCCUUCCCCUGUGAGUUAUAGCCCACUCCCCAUCCCAGUCCCUACUCCCAGACGGAACCUACCUAAUGGCAGCCCUCCGGUUCUACCUACGUCCCAAGUUAUUGUUGCUCCAGAGUCAGCUGAACAAACAAAGAUUGGUGCACCAAAGCAAUCCAACACAGGAUCAGGGCCUACUGGUUUGCCAUGCGGCGGUGCCCUACUCAGCUUGACCCCCAGUGAGCGUCAGUGUGUGGAAACCAUUGUAGGCAUGGGUUAUUCUUAUGAGGGCGUGCUACGAGCCAUGCAGAGGCAAGGACAGAACGUGGAGCAGGUGCUCGACUAUCUAUUUGUCCAUGGGCGUCUGUGUGAACGUGGCUUUGAUGCCACUGCUGUGGAGGAAUGUCUGGAGAUGUACCAGUGCUCUGAGGAAAAGGCCUUGCAGUUCCUUGAGCUGAUGUCAAGGUUUGGCGAGAUGGGCUUUGAGCGGGAGGCCAUCAAAGAGGUGUUGCUGGUCCACAACAAUGACCAGGACAAGGCUCUGGAGGACCUGAUGGCCCGUGCCUCAGCCAGCUGAGCCAAACUAGACAGCCAGAAAUUGCCCAGCCCAGUCCAGGGCUUGCCUCCCUCCGCCACUCCACACAGCCUCCCUCAUUUUGCCUAUGCUGUCACACCAUGUCCUUCCCUUGCCCUGUCUAUGGAGGGGACAGCUGGGAUACAGUUCUGUUUCCCUCUGUGUGCUAAAAUAUACAUCUCAGCUCUUCUGAAAGACUGUGCCCAGAGUGAAGAGAGGUCAACUUAUAAGGUGUCGGGGUUUUAAGAAGUCCUGGGUUUGGGGUCCACAUUAAGUACUGCUUGAGAAUUCAAGGACAGGUUCUUGUGUAGAGGAGAUUGCAAAUAUUGGGCUAAUGCAUUUAGAUUCCAUGCUGAGCAGCUGGCACUUUCAAUGGCGUGGCUGACGCUGGGUGGGGCUGCAGGACUGAAAUGGGAGGAACCUGGAGCCAGGCUCUUAGCGUAUCAGAGGAAGAACAGUUUCAAACACUGACACUCUGCCAAGUAAGCUGCCAUCUUCCACUGCUUACUGCAGACCUAUUGAACAAAUUGCUGAGGGGAUACGGGACCCCUGAGAAAACUCUUAAGACUGUACUGACUAACAUCAAAAUCUAAAAUACCCAAAAGUGCACGGCCAGCAGACAGAGAACCGACUCCCAAGAAGUGCCCUCUCUGUUCUGGCGACAAGCAACCAGUUGUGAUCUUCUCUCUUUGACUCAUCAUUUAUCUGCUUUUGUUUAUUUUGUCCUAUAUGUUCUGAGGAUCACUUUUUCAUGUCAGCUUAGAUAUUUCCUUUCUUUGUUUUUUUGUUUUUGUUUUGGGAACUGCAUAAUUUAUCUGUAAAGUCAUAAUUUUAACCUUAUAACUGCUACUACUGCCCCAACCUGCGGCUCUUCAACCUGCACUGGAAUAGACUGCUGAAGGAGUGCAGCAAGAUAGGAGGGGAAGUUCCUCUGCGAAAAAUAUUAAAACAUGUCCCAACACAGAUCCCUCUGGCACUGGUGUGUCCAAUACUGCACAGGCACACACGUUUGAUAGAUUAUUUACUUAUUUAAAAUAGUUCACUGACACUUUCAUUUAAACAUAAGGAAUUUGAUACGAUUAAAGUACAAAUCUGUAUGAUGCACAAAAAUCACAGUAUGACAUAUUUGAAACUUUCAGUUGUCAUGGGUUUCUGUAUGUAGACUGGAAAAGAGUCAUUGGUGAAAAAGUAAAAAAAAAAACAACAAAAAAACAAAUGGGGGUUGUUUGUAAACCACAAUAUAGUGCAAUAGAUAUUUCAUGAUGUGUGACUUUCUACUGUAGGCUGAAUUUCAGUCUCGGUAAUUUUGGAAGAUAAGGUGUAUAAUGCCUUGCUGGAAUUUGGCGGGAAACAGAAAAGGAGAGAUGUUUCAUUUCACUGAUUACUGUCAUUUGUUCUUCUCUCAGAGUCAUUGGAAUAAAAUUUGAAAUAA